This is a messenger RNA of Truncatella angustata, 1479 nucleotides long. RefSeq names its product major facilitator superfamily transporter. Lineage: Eukaryota; Fungi; Ascomycota; Sordariomycetes; Amphisphaeriales; Sporocadaceae. Gene Ontology annotation, cellular component: fungal-type vacuole membrane. The transcript is spliced from 4 exons. The record is from RefSeq and is a predicted model, not a curated record. Gene Ontology annotation, molecular function: transmembrane transporter activity. The coding region runs from base 1 to 1479 and encodes 492 amino acids. Gene Ontology annotation, biological process: transmembrane transport.
AUGUCGCCCUCUUCAUCAUCACUUUCCAUAGAAGAGGAACUGCCGCCAGAUGUGGAGAAGCGAAGCGACCGUGUAGAGGCGGCAAAUGAACAUCACUCAGGGACCGAUAAGGAAGAGGGCGAUUUCGAAGGGACGGCAAUCGAGGGUCAAGAUGCGUGGGCGAUAGAGCCGGAACCCGACAUUCUGAACACAAAUGCUGGAGGUCCUUCUGGCUCAAUCGCCAAGGUAUUGAGCCGGAUAUCGGCAAAUACAAAUUGGAACCCAGGUCCUCCGCCAGACGGUGGGCGAGCAGCUUGGAUAUGCGCAAUCGCCGGUCACCUAGUCAUCGCAAACACAUGGGGCUUUAUCAACAGUUUCGGUGUGUUCCAAGCAUACUAUGUCACACUUCUAGGAAGGCCGCCUUCGGAUGUAUCCUGGAUUGGAUCUUUACAAAUCUUCCUGACAUUCUUCAUUGGUACCUUCACGGGACGUGUAACAGAUGCAGGUUUCUUCCGACCAGUCAUGUUGCUUGGAACCUUCUUUGUAGCACUCGGGAUUAUGACAACAUCCAUUGCAACACAGUACUGGCAAUUUGUCUUGAGUCAAGGCAUAUGCAUGGGUCUUGGAAACGGGUGUCUUUUUUGCCCGACUAUAUCGACUGUUUCGACCUACUUCGACAAGAAACGCUCUUUCGCGAUCGGCAUCACUGCAGCUGGCUCAGUAACUGGUGGUCUGAUAUUCCCAGCAAUGGCAAGGCAGCUGCUUCCGUCAGUCGGUUUUGGCUGGGCGGUCCGCGCCAUUGGCUUUGUGCAGGUCGGUACACUCCUAUUUUCCAACUUCCUCAUGAAGUCUCGAUUGCCGCCUAGAAGGACUGGCAGUCUGGUCGAGUGGGGCGCUUUCAAGGAGCCCGAAUAUGUGUUCUACGCUGUAGGCAUGUUCUUCAAUUUCUGGGCAGUCUAUUUCGGCUUCUAUUACCUCGCCGCAUUCAGUCGCAGCGCCAUUACACCGAGCCUUUCUUAUACAGACUCGCUGAACCUCCUCCUGCUCGUAAACGGCAUUGGUGUCUUCGGCCGCAUUCUGCCAAACUUCUGGGCGGAUCAAGUUGGACCGCUGAAUCUCAUGAUACCGACCUGCCUCAUCACAGGCAUAGCGUUGCUCUCUUGGAUUGCCGUCGAUACCCCUGGGCAGCUGUACGCAUGGACGAUAUUCUACGGUAUAGCCGCGGGUGGCAUCCAGUCACUGUUCCCGGCUGGUCUGUCGAGUCUGACUACAGAUCUAAGAAAGAGAGGCACGCGCAUGGGAAUGACGUUCACGAUUGUGAGCUUCGCAACCUUGACGGGCAAUCCGAUUGCAGGCGCGAUAAUCUCUGCCGAGGGCGGCGGUUACAUGGGUGCACAGAUAUUCACCAGCGUAAGUAUUCUGGUGGGCAUGUGCCUCAUCUUCGCGGCUCGCUAUACAAGGCAGAGGAAGACGAAGAGUGGAUGGCGGAUGAAGAUGUGA